Molecule: messenger RNA, 378 nt
Organism: Mycosarcoma maydis (corn smut)
Lineage: Eukaryota; Fungi; Basidiomycota; Ustilaginomycetes; Ustilaginales
Exons: 4
Coding region: 1-378 (125 amino acids)
Source: RefSeq, a predicted model, not a curated record
AUGAGCGGUGCAGUCCCCUUCAAACAGGAUCUUCCUCCUUCCGGAGGCUACCAGCCCAUUCGAUACAAGCGCAAUCUUCCUGGUAAGAACCUGUCGGGUCUCACCAUCUUUGGUGGUGUCAUUGCCAUUUGCGCAUACGGCUUCUACAAGGUUGGCCUCACUAACCUCGAGCAACGCGAGCUCAAGAGGGAGCGUGCGUGGUCCCGGAUUCACCUAAUUCCUUUGCUCAUGGCCGAAUCAGACCGCGAUACUUACCGACGAAACGAGGCUCAGAUUGCACGAGAAAAGGAGAUUAUGAAGGACGUCCCCGGCUGGGAGGCUGGCAAGUCGGUGUACAACACCAAGCGCUAUACUCAACCCAACAUUGUGGUCCUCUAG